UGAGCUAAUUGACGUGCAUCAACAUGAAGGUUAUUAUCCUUUUGAUCUUGGGAAUAGGAUUUCUUCCUACAGUAUCUGCUGUCACCCACUCUCUGAAAUACUUCUACACAGGAGUCUCUGGUGAUAUUAACUUCCCAGAGUUCACUGCGGUUGGUCUGGUAGACAAUGGCCAGUUCAUGUAUUUUGACAGCAACACCAAGACUGCAGUUCCCAAGACUGAGUGGAUGAAGAGAGAAGGACCAGACUACUGGGACAGAGAGACUCAGACUGAUAUUAAUAAGCAUCAGGUCUUCAAAAACAACAUUCAAGUAGCAAAGGAUCGCUUCAACCAAUCCAUGUCUACAGGUGUGCACACAUGGAUGGAGAUGUAUGGCUGUGAGUGGGAUGAGACCACUGGAGUCACUGAUGGGUUUAGACAGUAUGGAUAUGAUGGAGAGGAUUUUGUUACAUUUGACACGAAGACAUCGACAUGGAUCGCUCCAACGCCAGAGGCAGUCAUCACCAAACACAAGUGGGACAAUAACAAAGCUUUGAUUGAGUCCUGGAAAAAUUACUACACCCAGAUCUGUAUUGAGUGGUUGAAGAAGUAUGUGGACUAUGGGAAGAACAGCCUGAUGAGGACAGUCCCUCCAUCAGUGUCUCUGCUCCAGAAGACCCCCUCCUCUCCAGUGACCUGCCACGCUACAGGUUUCUACCCCAGUGGAGUCAUGGUGACCUGGAAGAAAGAUGGACAAGAACACCAUGAAGAUGUGGAGAUGGGAGAGACUCUCCAGAAUGAUGAUGGAACGUUCCAGAAAAAGGUCCAUCUGACAGUGAAGCCUGAGGAGUGGAAGAACAACAAGUAUCAGUGUGUGGUUCAGGUCUCAGGAAUAAAUGAGGACUUCAUCAAGGUUCUGACUGAGGAGGAGAUCAAGACCAACAUGGACCCAACCUCCAUUGGCCCCAUCAUUGGAGUGGUGGUAGCUGGCCUCCUGGUCAUCAUUGCUGCUGUUAUUGGGGUUGUCAUUUGGAAGAAGAAGAGCAAGAAAGGCUUCGUUCCAGCUAACACUUCUGAUGAUGGUUCCAACUCCUCCAACAACACUGCUCCAAAAGCAUGAGGUCUCUAUCUGUUACCAAUAUCAAACAGAGGAGAAUCACAGACAAGGGAGACCAGAGUGAAAGUUGAAGUAAUGUUCAUCCAGACAAAAACAUUGAUCUAAAACAGGACUACCUUGUUGGCUAUUUCUUUAACUAAUCUACAAUAACAAAAAUCAUGUUUUACAGUAACUGGGUAUUGGGUUUUUGUAUAUAAUCUAGUUGAAGAGGACAAAACAAAUGUUGUUAAUGUGUGUUUGCAUCUUUUGGAUCAUUGGUAUUGUUUUGGUGUAUUUCUGUUUUUCUUAUUUCCAAUAUAGUCAUUGUAAAUAGUAUAAUGUGAAUUGUCAAUCAAGAUAUAAUGAUUUCUUCAAACAGCAAUUAUAAGUUAGUUACAGUAUACAGUGCCUUUCAAAAGUAUUCACCCCCAGACCAUAUUAAUACUGAAGGAAGAAUAAAUACAGGGAAAUACUGCUUUCAAUCCGCUUCAAAACUAAAACUUAAGAGUAAAUUGACCUUUUAGCAGGAAAUGUAUCCCUAGCAUGAAGCCAAAGCAACUUUGGAGUGGCUCAAGAACAAAAAUUGUGAAUGUCCUAGAAUGGCCCAGUUAAUGUCCUGUUCUCAAUCCCAUUUUAAGUCUGUGGCGCUAUUUGAAAAUUGCAGUCCCCAAGCAUCAUCCAUAAAAUAUCAAACUGAACAUAAUUUCAAUAUAACAUUUCUUAUUCAUUCAUAACAUUUGAUAAUUUGUCAGGUGUUUGAAUACUUUUGCAAGGGACUGUAUGUAUAUAAUAAUGGUCAAAGCCAUGUGGCUUUAGCCCUAAUCCUAAAGCUAUGCUGUAACACACCAUGGAAUAUGUAGUAUCACUUUUCAGAUAAUAAUUGAAAAUAUUAAUAACUCAGGAGCUUUCUUUCCGCUAUCAAGAUAUACCAAUAGACAUUUCUAAACCUGAGAAAUGUUAAUAUCCAAAUAAACUAGUGAAAAAAAUCAUCCCUCCUUUUUAGACCUCAACAAUGGAUCCCUGGGUUUUUUAUAUAAUCUCUUUGGUGUCUAGAAAUGCUCUGUGACAAUGUUUAUUAUCUUUUUUUACUUUAUAAUGGUUUAAAAUGUUUUCCUCUGUUCUUUACAGUUUUCUUAUAUAGAUCGAUAGAUAGGUGGUAGAUUAGCCAAAAUACCAGAAUAGUUGUCAUCAUGUCAAGAAGAUGGAAAGAGUAGAAACAGGCUGACACAAAGGCUAUGUUGAAGGAAAUAAUUUUUUUGUAGGCUGAUUUAUGAGAUAACCUAGCUAUACUGUCCAAAAUAGAUUUUUCAAAAAUAAAUUAUUAAUUUAGUAAAUGUU
Molecule: messenger RNA, 2411 nt
Organism: Esox lucius (northern pike)
Lineage: Eukaryota; Metazoa; Chordata; Actinopteri; Esociformes; Esocidae
Product: BOLA class I histocompatibility antigen, alpha chain BL3-7-like
Exons: 8
Coding region: 24-1097 (357 amino acids)
Biological process (GO): immune response
Cellular component (GO): external side of plasma membrane
Source: RefSeq, a predicted model, not a curated record